AUGCUCUUCACUCAGACCGCCGCCGCCGCCUUCCUGGCUUUCGCCUCUUCCGCUCUUGCCGGACCUAUCAGCACUCGCGAUACUACUCCGGCUUUGAGCUUGACGCAACAGCUAUUCCUCGCUGAUACCGCUGCCGACCGCUUUAAGCUCCUCCCUGAUGACAAGCAGUUCGUCUUCGACUUCAACCAGAAGCAAGCCAACCCCGGAAAGGGUGGUGAGCUCGUCGCUGCCAACCGCAAGACAUUCCCCGCCCUCGUCAGCACCGGAGCCGGCAUGGCCGUCGGACGAGUCAAGCCCUGCGGCAUGAACACCCUCCACGUCCACCCCCGAUCCGUCGAGCUCCAGAUCGUCACCGAGGGCCGUCUCAUCACAGAGAUGGCGCCCGAGAACGGCGUCCUCGCGGCCGACGGCAAGACCCGCCGCAUCAUCCGCACCGAGCUCAGCCCCUACAUGAUGACCCCCUUCUACCAGGGCUCCGUCCACAGCCAGUUCAACCCGGACUGCACCGACGCCAUCUUCGUCGCCAGCUUCACCUCGGAGGACUUUGGCACCGGCCAGAUCGCCGACGAGACCUUUGCCUUUAGCGACGAUCUCAUCGCUGCUACGUUCGGCCAGAGCAUCGACGGCGAGGAUAUCGAGAUGGUCCGCGCUGCCAUUCCUGCCAGCAUCGCCCUUGGUGUCGAUGCGUGCUUGAAGAAGUGCAACAUCAAGAAGCGUGAGAUUUAA
Colletotrichum chrysophilum is the source of this 726-nucleotide messenger RNA. RefSeq lists its product as uncharacterized. Gene Ontology annotation, cellular component: cell wall. The coding region runs from base 1 to 726 and encodes 241 amino acids. The transcript is spliced from 3 exons. Lineage: Eukaryota; Fungi; Ascomycota; Sordariomycetes; Glomerellales; Glomerellaceae. Gene Ontology annotation, molecular function: manganese ion binding. The record is from RefSeq and is a predicted model, not a curated record.